AUGGAGAACACUGCGGAGAAACCAAGCGGCAAUAAGGCCACCAUCGUCAAGAACACGGCUCAGCUCUCCAAGAUCCCACGUCAUAUCAGUUAUCCACUCAAGGAGGAGCAAGAGGAGGAUCUACAACAGGCGAAUGCGGAGAACACUGCGGAGAAACCAAGCGGCAACAAGGCCCCCAGCACCAAGAACACGGCUCAGCUCUCCAAGAUCCCACGUCAUAUGCUCUCCACGGUUCCACAUCAAAUCAUCACUCAGCAAGCGGAGAACACCACUGCAAUUUAG
Messenger RNA from Letharia columbiana, 282 nucleotides. RefSeq lists its product as uncharacterized. Lineage: Eukaryota; Fungi; Ascomycota; Lecanoromycetes; Lecanorales; Parmeliaceae. The coding region runs from base 1 to 282 and encodes 93 amino acids. The transcript has 2 exons. The record is from RefSeq and is a predicted model, not a curated record.